GUUACAUGUUUAAUGAAAGGUUUCAUUGUGUUUAACCUUAAUUUAAAUUUAGCAAAAACACGGAGUUACUUCACUCUAAAUUUGACCAAAUUAGAUCGUUUUUUCCAAAGUUUUUAUUUCGGAGGUAAAUUAUACCUGAGGCCCAAUAUUUACUUCCGGUGUAGCAUGGUCGCUGUAAAAUGGGGCAAGCUGACUUCAGGUGCAUAGAAUGCAACGAAAAGGCGACUGAGCUGCACAGAGAUUACAGUAACGGCAUACUGAAGAUAACGUUAUGUGCAUCAUGUCAGAAGCCAGUGGACAAAUAUAUAGAAUAUGAUCCAGUUAUCAUAUUGAUUGAUGCCAUCUUGUGCAAGACGCAGGCGUUCAGACACAUUCUGUUCAACACAAGCAUGGAUAUCCACUGGAAGCUGUGCAUGUUCUGCGUGCUGUGCGAGGCCUACCUCAGGUGGUCCUUGCUGCACAGUUCGGAGCCAAGCGGCGACCCCGCUGACAUUAUCAGGUACACUAAGGAAUGGGAAUUCUACGGCAUGGUUGCCUUAGCAGCACUGGAGCUGUCAGCGUUCUGCGGCGGCGUGUUGUGUUUCCUCCGGGCGAUGCCAGGUCGCCUCAAGGGUCCCGACGUGGAGCUUGGCGUACUCCUGCGAGCGCUUCUCCUGUCCUGCUACGGCAAGGUACUCCUCGUCCCCGUCGUCAUUUGGGAGCAUGACUUCUCGCCGCUCUGCCUGGGAUUCAUCAAGCUGUUUGUGCUCACCUCCAACAGUCAAGCCAUCAGAGUGAUUCUCAACUGCAGAAGGCGUCUGGCGUUGUCGGCCAUCGGCGUGGGCCUGCUGUUGGAGACGUCCGUCAUUCAGGCCUGUAAGUGGCUCGCGUGGAGCAUCCAGGACACGGCCAUGUUCGAUUGAACACCUUUUUUAUUCACCUCAGGGAUGAUGGACUUACUGGGAACUUGAUUUACUUUUUUAAAAAUGCAUCAAAGCACAGACAGACUAUGUUGAUUUAUUUUGAGGCUUUACACUAUGAUACACGCUGUACACUGACUACUUUACAUUCAAUCAAAGUGUCAUUUCUUCAUGGUCCCCCCAUGAAAAGAUUUAGCUGAAACGGGGGUUACAGUGGAACCUCGAUGUAUGAACGCCUCUAUUUGUUAGAUCUAGCCAAAUAUGUCUCUGUUAAAAAAUGGUUCAACGUACAAACGCUUCAUUUAUUUAUUAAUUUUGUCUGUCGCUGGAAGCCCUAUUAAGUGCUUUCGUUUUAAUGACAUCAGUUCCGGCACACACGGCCAUUUUAAAGAGGCGGGGCCUCGUGUGACAUAAUUUUCAUAUACCGUAUUUUUCGGACAAUAAGUCGCAGUUUUUUUCAUAGUUUGGCCGGGGGUGCGACUUAAACUCAGAAGCGACUUGUGUGUGAAAUUAUUAACACAUUACCGUAAAAUAUCAAAUUACAUUAUUUAGCUCAUUCACAUAAGACGAAAAAGAUUUCAUGGGAUUUAGCAAUUAGGAGUGACAGAUUGUUUGGUAAACAUAUAGCAUGUUCUAUAUGUUAUAGUUAUUUGAAUGACUCUUACCAUAAUAUGUUACGUUAACAUACCAGGCACCUUCUCAGUUGGUUAUUUAUGCGUCAUAUAAUGUACACUUAGUCAGCCUGUUGUUCACGAUUCUUUAUUUAUUUUAAAUUGCCUUUCAAAUGUCUAUACCUGGUGUUGGGUUUUAUCAAAUAAAUUUCCCCCAAAAAUGCGACUUAUACUCCAGUGCGACUUAUAUAUGUUUUUUCCUUCUUUAUUACGCAUUUUCGGUAGGUGCGACUUAUACUCCAAAAAAUACGGUAUGCGAAGAGUAGAUGGCGGCACCGCCAAUGGCACACUGAUUGGCUCGCAAAUAUGGAAGAAACUAAUUCCACAAUUGCAACCAUUAUAACAAAAAGGCCGUUUGUAUGGUUGCUGACUUUGCCAAAAGGGUUAAAUAUCUUAGCAAAGACAGACAGAAAGCGCAAAACCAAGUUGAAAAGCUGUUGCUCCUGUUGAUGAAUGUGAAGCAGCCAGCAGGUAAAAGCAUUUCCGAGGCUAUCAUGUGCAAAAAUGCUAGCCAUUUAUAUGGUGACUUGAUGUUCAAAAGCGCUGAGCCAGCACGGAAGAACAAUUUAGAGCGAAUUUAGGGUUGGAAAAGUUUAAGAAGGGGAGUUGGCGUUCACUGCAUGGCUGCUGGCUCUGACAAAGCUGUUCCGGAGGUGUUUAUCAAGCACUAGAAGAUAUUCAUCAGUGAAGGGGGAUUCUAUCGCAGCAAGAUUUUAACUCUGAUUAAACCAAACCCUUAUUUUUUAAUAUAGUUUUUUUAUUUUUACUUUUUUUUAAAUAUCCCUGAGGAGAAGGCACAACCGAGACACAAAUCGAUGAAGGAUCGCCGUUUACAAAUCCGAAACUCCCAGACUAUUAAAAAAAAAAAAGCCAUAAAAAAAUCACAGACACAAGGUAAAAAGGAUUUUUUUUUUUUUUUUUUUUUUUGUACGAACAUGGUUGAUUACGUUUUGGCGAGCACCAAAGGCAAAGAGGCGUUUGAGUGUGUGCAUGCUUUGACGGUUGGGCUGACUGGUGUUGUUUUGUUUUGUUUUUUGAUCAAAAAGAGAUUGUUGAAACAUUACAGUUGUGAGCAAAAUUAUUCAACCCCCACACAAUUUUGGUGUUUUAGCAAGUAGGACAUUUAUUCUGUGUUUUGUUUAUAGUCAUAUCAAAUAAAUAUGCAUAAAAUAGACAAAUGCAACUUGAAUUACAACAUUAUAUUUUGUAACAUACCAAACAGUGUCAUUUCUCUUGAUAUCUCAUUGACAAAAUUAUUCAACCUCUUGAAGAUCAUAACUCUUAAGAACAGAAUUUGAAUAAGGUAUUUUCAAUCAGGUGUUGAAAACACCUGUAGAUGUGAUUAGAACCAUAACAAGCAACAAUUAAACUGAUUGAAAAAGACUAUGACGCUCAGCUUCUUGUAGAUGGUCAAUGGUGUAUUUGCAACAUGGUGAAGUCCAGGGACUGGUCAAAGAAGUCAAGAGAGGAGGUAAUUUCUCUUCAUAAGAAAGGAUAUGGAUAUAAGAAAAUAGCAAAGACAUUACACAUUCCAAGAGACACAGUUGGGAGCAUAAUUCACAAGUUUAAAGCUAAAGGCACAGUGUAAACACUACCUGGGCCUGGUAGAAAGAGGAGGCUGUGUGCAACUGCUGUCUGGUAUUUGAAGCGUACAGUGGUGAAAAACCCCCGGGUAACAGCUGAGGAACUACAACAGGACAUUGCAGAGGGGGGAACGCAGGUUUCGUCCCAGACAAUAAGGCGCGCACUACGAGAUGAAGACCUCCAUGCCAGAACUCCCAGGCACAAGAAAAAUAGACUCCAGUAUGCCAAAAAUCAUCUGGACAAACCCCAAAGGUUUUGGGAAACUGUUCUAUGGAGUGAUGAGACAAAAAUGGAACUCUUUGGGCUUAUGAAUCAACGUUAUGUCUGGAGGAGAAAAAAUCAAGCUUACAAAGAGAAGAACACCUUGCCUACUGUUAAGCAUGGUGGGGGGUCAAUCAUGCUCUGGGGCUGUUUCUCUGCUUCAGGUAUCGGGAAUCUCCAGCGCGUUUAAAGGCAUUAUGAAUUCUAUUUCCUACCAGGAUAUAUUAGCUGCAAAUGUCAUGAAGUCAGUGACGAAGCUGAGGCUUGGGAGACGUUGGACCUUCCAACAGGACAACGAUCCCAAACAUACCUCCAAAUCAACAUCAGAGUGGUUGCAGAAGAAGGGCUGGAAGACUCUGGAGUGGCCUUCACAUUCGCCAGACCUAAAUCCUAUAGAAAACCUAUGGUGUGACUUGAAGAAGGCAGUUGCAGCACGCAAGCCCAAGAAUAUGAAUGAACUGGAGGCCUUUGCCCAAGAGGAAUGGGCUAAAAUACCUGUAGAUGGUUGCAAGAAGCUUGUGUCCGGUUAUGUAUCACGUUUGAAGGAUGUCAUUACUGCCAAAGGGGUGUUCUACUAAGUACUAAAGAUGCAUGUAACUAGGGGGUUGAAUAAUUUUGUCAAUGAGAUAUUAAGAAUAAUGUCCUUUUUUGGUAUUUUGUAAAAUACAGUGUUACAAUUUAAGUUGCAUUUGUCUAUUUGACACAUCUUUAUUUAAUAUGACUAUAAACAAAAUACGGAAUAAAUGUCCAACUUGCUAAAACACCAAAAUUGUGUGGGGGUUGAAUAAUUUUGAUCACAACUGUAUCCCCUUGUUUGUUAGUUUGAUAUGGAUACAGUACAUACAUAUACAAUAUAGUGUCUUCAAAGUGUGCAUUUUAUUUGAUAAAAUAGGGACUUUUGUCGAGACGAAAACCAAUUAUUCAUGUUAAAAUAGUUUCUUAUGGGGAGCUUUGCUUCUUUAUACAAACUUUUCGGUUUGCGAACAAACCAUGUUCAAGAACCAUAAAAUCGAGGUUCCACUGUACUGAAAAUAGUCGUAAUUUAGUCGACGUUUAUGAAAUGUAUUUUUCUUCUGUCUUCUAAACAGUACUUAAGAUACCAAUCAAAAUGAGUUAAACAUUUGAUUAUGUUUCUUCAUAUGGUUUGGGGGGGAGAAAAAUGUAACGUAAACAUACAAUGUAACCUGAAAACGAACAAAGGUUUCACCCAAACAAUCGACAAACAUGCAUUUGUAUUUUUAAUAUCACAUUUUUUUAUUUUUGAUAUUUAUUUAUAUUUGGUUUAACGAUGCAAUGCCAUUUUUAAAAAAAACAUUUGUUGGGUCAUAUUUUUGUACAAGACUACCUAAAUACCAGUGCAAGCACAUUUUUGUGCAUUGAUUUCUUUCAAUUUCAUGGUGGAUAUAACUUUCAUAUUAACUGGAGCAAAGAAUAUGCGGGGUGAAACACAUAUUUUUGUAUUUUUAAUGCCACACUGGGCAAUCUGGAUCAGAUUCAAAUUAAAUGUGUUUUUUGUUGCAACACUAA
Nerophis ophidion (straightnose pipefish) is the source of this 4942-nucleotide messenger RNA. It is a transcript of the gene arv1, whose product is annotated as ARV1 homolog, fatty acid homeostasis modulator. Gene Ontology annotation, cellular component: Golgi apparatus; cortical endoplasmic reticulum. The transcript has 5 exons. The record is from RefSeq and is a predicted model, not a curated record. NCBI's taxonomy places the organism in Eukaryota, Metazoa, Chordata, Actinopteri, Syngnathiformes, Syngnathidae. Gene Ontology annotation, biological process: sterol metabolic process; regulation of plasma membrane sterol distribution; sphingolipid metabolic process. Bases 180 to 902 code for a protein of 240 amino acids.